Messenger RNA from Drosophila navojoa, 1507 nucleotides. It is a transcript of the gene spidey, whose product is annotated as hydroxysteroid 17-beta dehydrogenase 12 spidey. Gene Ontology annotation, molecular function: oxidoreductase activity. Gene Ontology annotation, cellular component: endoplasmic reticulum. NCBI's taxonomy places the organism in Eukaryota, Metazoa, Arthropoda, Insecta, Diptera, Drosophilidae. The record is from RefSeq and is a predicted model, not a curated record.
AUUUUCCGCGUCAUUGCUGACAUUUCAUGCAGCGAUUUCUUCGAAUUUUCAAUAAGAUAUUUCGCUGCCCGCCCUUAAAGCAACGGCUAACCAGUAAGAAAAUUGUUCUUUUUAUGCAGAUUGGAAACGUGCGCGAAAGUGCUUUGAAUAUUAAGCAGCCACGCCGUAAAUUUAAUUCCAGACAUUCAGUGAAUUUAUAAAAUUCAAUUGACGAACUCUGCCGAAGAGGGCAGAACAGAGCACAGCACAGAACGGCACAGUACGACGCGGCUGGCGUAGCCUAUAGUAACCCAUCGUCACAUAUACAGUGACGCAGGCAGCGCUGCUUAUUGUGACAGCGAGUCGGCUGAGCUUCCUCCACCCAGCGGUUGUAUUUAGGCAGCAAACGGAGUCCGAGACGACAGCAACGCAGCAAACGCAGCGGCUGUUCUUCCUCUUCUUCUUAUUACUACAACUACUACUAUUUGACAUUUAGUUGGAAGUUUUGGAAACUUCGCAGUGCAAUGGAGGAGUAUUCGCGUGUUUUAAGCAUUUUGGGCGGCAUUGCUAUGAGCAUUGUCGGCUUUCAGAUCUGCCGCAAAGUCUUACCCUGGAUCUAUGCAAAUGUGCUGGGCCCCAAGCUGUGCGGCCCCUCGGUGAAUCUGGCCGAGAUGGGCGAAUGGGCAGUUGUCACCGGCUCCACGGACGGCAUAGGCAAAGCAUACGCCAGGGAGUUGGCGCGUAAGGGACUGAAAUUGGUAUUGAUAUCGCGAUCCUUGGACAAGCUGAAAACAGUAGCCAAGAAGAUUAGCGAGGAGUUCGGCGUCGAGGUGCGCGUCAUCAAUGUGGACUUUACCAGCGGCGUGGAUAUCUAUGACAAGAUACGCCAGCAGACAGCUGGUCUGGAUGUGGGCGUCCUGGUGAACAAUGUGGGCAUCAGCUAUAGCUAUCCCGAAUACUUUUUGGACUGCUACAAUGCGGAUCCGAAGUUUUUGUGCAAUAUCGUUGCCGCGAACAUACAUUCCGUUACCCACAUGACGGCCAUCUUCAUGCCAGCCAUGGUGCAGAAGCGUAAGGGCGUGAUUAUCAAUUUGUCUUCAACAGCGGGCGUUAUACCCAAUCCCUUGCUUAGCGUGUACAGCGCCACAAAGGCCUUUGUGAACAAGUUCAGCGAUGAUCUGCAAACGGAGUACAAAACCGAUGGGAUAAUUAUACAGAGCGUGCAGCCUGGUUUUGUGGCCACCAACAUGUCGAAGAUAAGUAAGCCGAGUGUGUUUGCGCCCACGCCUGAAACGUAUGUAAAAUCAGCUUUAGCGACGCUUGGCAUUGCCACUCAAACUGCUGGAUAUUUGCCACAUGCACUGCUUCAACUGGUCAUACAUUUUACAGAGGCUGUAUUCGGUGAUCAGUUUGCUAGAAACGAAGUUCUUAAGAACAUAUUAGGUACACGCAAGCGCGCUCUGCGUCGCCUCGCUAAGGAGCGAUAGAAGCUAUUCAUUUCCAUAUAAUCAUGUCCCAAAAAGAAAAA